UACCGUACGUCUGGGUCUUUCACGUCAUCACGUCACUGCGUGCUGACGUCAAACGGAAAUUUGCAGCAGCAAUUCUUUCUAGAAAUCGGUAGCAGUUUUGCGGUAGUCCUUUCUGGGUGUGUUAGUCUCAGUUAUUCUUGGCCAAUACCACAAGCCCCUAACUUGAACGCAAAAACAUAUUUGUACAAAGUGCUACGUUCUUGACUUGACUUAAUUGAGGUAGCGGGUUAGCUACGUUUAGCCCACUAACUUAGCCGAGUCAUAUUCCAAGCUAACGCUGCUUGCGUUGUUGGGUUUCUUGCUGGCACAAUGUCUAGGAUAGAUUACAGCGUUUGGGACCAUAUUGAGGUGUCUGACGAUGAAGAUGACACCCACCCAAACAUCGACACACCGAGCCUCUUCAGAUGGAGACACCAGGCACGUGUGGAGCGGAUGGAAGACUUUCAGAAAAGAGGUGAAGAUAUGAACAAGACUCUCGGUGAAACCCGGCGUAAGCUGGCUGAAGCACAGAAGAAGGUGCAAGAACUUACCAUCUCUAAAACGGAUGAUGCCAAGGCAGAGCUGAGCAAAGCCCUGUCUGAGGAGAAGAAACUGAAAAAAGAGGAACGGGAGCAGGAGAAGAAGAUGGUUGAACACAACCGGGAUGAGAAGAGGAUGCCAUGGAAUGUGGACACCCUCAGCAAAGAUGGUUUUAGUAAGAGCAUUGUUAAUAAAGUACCUGAAAAUGUUGAGGAGACCGAAGAACAGAAGGAGCAGAAGCAUAAAACCUUUGUGGAGAAAUAUGAGAAGGAGAUUAAACACUUUGGCAUGAUGCGACGUUGGGAUGACAGCCAGAAGUACCUCUCUGACAACCCUCAUCUAGUAUGUGAAGAGACUGCAAACUACCUGGUCAUCAUGUGUAUUGACAUCGAAGUUGAGGAGAAACAUGCAUUGAUGGAGCAGGUGGCUCAUCAGACCAUCGUCAUGCAGUUCAUUCUGGAGUUGGCAAAAAGCCUCAAGGUGGACCCACGAGGCUGCUUCCGCCAAUUUUUUUCCAAGAUUAAGACAGCAGAUCAGCAGUAUCAGGAUGCUUUCAAUGAUGAGCUGGAGUCAUUUAAGACACGGGUUCGGGGCAGAGCGAAGAUCCGCAUAGAAAAGGCCAUGAAGGAAUAUGAGGAAGAGGAGCGACAAAAGCGCAUCGGACCUGGAGGGCUUGAUCCAGUUGAAGUGUACGAGACCCUGCCACAGGAGAUGAAGAACUGCUUCGAUGAGAAGGACAUUGGAAUGCUACAAGAGGUUAUAAGUAAAAUGGAUCCAACAGAGGCAAAGAUUCACAUGAAGAGAUGUAUAGACUCUGGUCUCUGGGUCCCAAACUCCAGGGUGGACGAUGGGGAAGAAAAAGGAGAUGAAAAAGAGGAUGAUGCUACCUACGAGGAGGUGAAACAGGAGCAGGAAGAAACCAAGAAGGAAUGACCUACAUUGAUCAUAUGAAAAUGUACUUGCGCAUUGUAUUGCAACCUCCCCCUGUAUGACUAGUUUGCCAAUCAUGGAACAAUGAAAUAUCUUCUCUUAAGUAUUUAGCUGAGGCUAAGAGGUUUAGCAUUCACUUAACAGCACAAAUAGUCUCCAUCAAUAACUGCUGAUUUGAUUCAAACAGAUGCUUGUGUUUUUAGGUGUUUUAUUUGUUUCAACAUCACUAAAGCUGUAUUCUUACAUUUAUUUGUAUUCACCUGUUAAUUUGCGUGGGAGUUCAUGUGCACACUCUGCUGCAGUCUUCAUUUGUGCUGUUGUAAAGUUGGAUUACAUUUUUAGAUUUCAUGUAUCAUUUCCCUCUUUUUAUUAUUUAGGGAUUUAAGAUUUUUGUUUGUCUUUAGGGGCUUUUCGCAACUGAUGUAUCAACAUGGUUAUUUCCCAACAACAGACUUUUUCUACAAACUUUCUCAACUGAAGGUUGAAUUAUAUCCAAAUAGUCAAGAACAGGGUUCUGUGAUUAUGUCUAUGGACUUAAGGUGUAGGUGUCAUGCUUAACAAAUUAUCGGGUCAAAAAUGUGAGUUGCAAGAAAGAAAAUCCAUGAUCUGGAGCAAGUGCAUCUAUGCAUGGGUGCAAUUGAAGCAUUUGGUCUACAAAAGUAUAACUCUGGCUGUAUAGACUGUGCAUUGAUUGCUCUCUGAAUAUAAUUAUUUCAUGCAAAGCUACAUAAGAGAAUUAUAGGUCAAAAUGGAACGUUUUUAGAGAAGAAUUCAGCAUGCAAAAGGCACCCCUGUUUGGUGCUUUCUAUGAAUGUCUUAAAAGGUAUCCAAGGCAAAAGAUUAGGUAGAUUAUUUUCAACAACUAAACCAUUUAAAGCCAAUGUAAACCAUCCCAUAUUCAAAUGUAUUGCCAAUCUACACAAAUUGGCACCAAUGCUGCUGCCUGAGCUUUGUCCAAGAGGUUUGUGACUGCUUUGAAGAAUAAAACACAACCCCAUUUUA
Notolabrus celidotus (New Zealand spotty) is the source of this 2451-nucleotide messenger RNA. Its product is annotated as hsp90 co-chaperone Cdc37-like. The record is from RefSeq and is a predicted model, not a curated record. Lineage: Eukaryota; Metazoa; Chordata; Actinopteri; Labriformes; Labridae. Gene Ontology annotation, cellular component: cytoplasm. The transcript has 8 exons. The coding region runs from base 310 to 1452 and encodes 380 amino acids. Gene Ontology annotation, molecular function: heat shock protein binding; protein-folding chaperone binding; protein kinase binding. Gene Ontology annotation, biological process: protein stabilization; protein folding.